UCAGAAAAGACUGGUCCUCCCAGGAACUCAUCUAUGGAUACUUUGGUGUCUUCGAGGCCAGACAGACUUACAGGUGGACUAACUCAUUGACUUCAUGAGAGGGAAAUAAUUUUUGGACACUUUCUGGCCGCCAUCUACCCAAGUGGAGAUGUCUGAGGAAAAUGUGGGGGAAGAGUCGGGCAGCUCCCCUGUCUCUCCUGUGGACAGCCUGAGCAACAGCGAGGGGGAGCUGGACAGACAGCCGAAGAGAUGUGGGAGAAAGAGGAGACCGAGCAGGAAAAACGGGGAGGACUCAGAUAGCCCGACCCCUGGGAAAAGAGGGAAGAAGUCCAACAGCAGCAGCCCCCAGUCUUUCGAGGAACUCCAGUCGCAGCGGGUCAUGGCCAACGUCCGAGAGCGACAGAGGACCCAGUCUCUGAACGAGGCGUUCGCCGCUUUGCGGAAAAUUAUCCCCACUUUGCCCUCCGACAAACUCAGCAAAAUACAGACUCUAAAACUUGCAGCCAGAUACAUCGACUUCCUCUGCCAGGUGCUGCAGAGCGACGAGCUGGACUCCAAAAUGUCAAGUUGUAGUUAUGUGGCUCACGAGAGGCUGAGCUACGCCUUCUCUGUGUGGAGGAUGGAGGGCGCUUGGUCCAUGUCAACAUCUCACUAGCAUGUGUAGAAGUUAUGGCCACAAUGGUGACUGCUGAAUCUACUUAUCACGUUCUGACGGGGCAACUCUGGAGUCCAGUGCUGGAUACAUGGGAUCACUAUUUAAACCAAAGACGACUGAAACUCUGGGGAUCACUGUCCAGAGGCCCGGUGUGGACGCGCAGCCGUGUGUGUUAGCUCCAUAAGUCCCAUUUAGUGUUUUCAUGUUGUUGACGACGAAUGUUGAAAUGGCAUGUCCAGGCUUGGACUUAUUUCUGUGGAGGCCAAGGUACAUUAUAGCAGUUGUCUCAGCUUUUUCCUUUUUCUGCCCUUUUUCUUUUUUUUUUUUGGUGUGAGACUGUCAACUGGUGGUGUAGCUCACAUUAAAUGUUUGUGGAUCUAACCUGUGCGAAAAAUACUUUCAGAAUACAUUUAUUUAUUUAUUGGUGAAUCGUGUUACAUUGAGGAAUAGACCCUGUGUCUGAAAUACAAAUACAUCCCUAUUUUUU
Molecule: messenger RNA, 1142 nt
Organism: Monopterus albus (swamp eel)
Lineage: Eukaryota; Metazoa; Chordata; Actinopteri; Synbranchiformes; Synbranchidae
Gene: twist1b
Product: twist family bHLH transcription factor 1b
Exons: 2
Coding region: 149-655 (168 amino acids)
Biological process (GO): developmental process; regulation of transcription by RNA polymerase II
Molecular function (GO): protein dimerization activity; RNA polymerase II transcription regulatory region sequence-specific DNA binding; DNA-binding transcription factor activity, RNA polymerase II-specific
Source: RefSeq, a predicted model, not a curated record